AUGGCGCGACUAAGGGUCGCCUUCUUGGGCCCGGCCGCGUCCUUCUCCCAUCAGGCCGCCGCAGAGGCGUUCGGCAAGACUUCCGCCGAGCUGCAGCCCUGCGUCUCCUUCGCCGAGGCUUUCGCCGCGGUCCAACAACAAACCGCCGACUACGCAGUGAUCCCCUGCGAGAACUCGACCAAUGGGUCUGUCGUGCAAACCUUGGACCUUCUAGCCGACCGCAAUGGCCUCUAUAACGACGUGAAAGUUUGCAGUGAAUACUACUUGACCGUCCACCACUGUCUCUUGGUCCGCAAAGGCAGUUUUCCCUCUGGCUGGGCCGGCUACGAUGGCUCAAUCACAAAACUAUACACCCACCCGCAGGCGUGGGGCCAAUGCGAUACCUUCUUGUCCCGAUAUUUCAAGGGCGUCGAGAGACAGGAUGUCUCAUCUACAUCCAAGGCUGCGGAGAUCGUCUCGAAAGAGACGGCUGAGCGGGGCGGGGCGAUUGCCUCUCGCUUUGCGGCAGAGCAUCACGGCGUAGAUGUGUUGCAGGAGAACAUCGAGGACCGCGAGGAUAACACCACUCGGUUCUUGAUUUUGAGGAAUGUGCUCGCGGAACGCACUGCGCAGCUGGCUGUUGAGCAGGCAGCGACGAAUUUGGCCGCUUCGCACAAAACGUUGAUCUCGUUUACGAUCAACCAUUCUUCCCCCGGAGCCUUGGCGGAUGCGCUACUCAUCUUCAAGGCGCACGGUCUCAACCUCACAAGUAUCAAUACCCGACCCAGUCUCAAGCGGGCCUGGCAAUAUAUCUUCUUUGUGGAGUGUGCCAGGACUCCAUCCGAUGAGAAUAAGGAUGCGGUCUUGAAGGUGCUGGCCGAGCUACGGAAUGUGACCGAGUCCUGCAGAGAUCUAGGGACUUGGAAGGACCAGUCGUGCCCAAGUCGUGGAUAA
Messenger RNA from Penicillium riverlandense, 933 nucleotides. RefSeq names its product prephenate dehydratase PHA2. NCBI's taxonomy places the organism in Eukaryota, Fungi, Ascomycota, Eurotiomycetes, Eurotiales, Aspergillaceae. The coding region runs from base 1 to 933 and encodes 310 amino acids. The transcript is spliced from 2 exons. Gene Ontology annotation, molecular function: chorismate mutase activity; prephenate dehydratase activity. The record is from RefSeq and is a predicted model, not a curated record. Gene Ontology annotation, cellular component: cytoplasm. Gene Ontology annotation, biological process: L-phenylalanine biosynthetic process.